Molecule: messenger RNA, 1896 nt
Organism: Laccaria bicolor S238N-H82
Lineage: Eukaryota; Fungi; Basidiomycota; Agaricomycetes; Agaricales; Hydnangiaceae
Exons: 10
Coding region: 1-1575 (524 amino acids)
Biological process (GO): spliceosomal complex assembly; protein phosphorylation; regulation of mRNA processing
Molecular function (GO): protein kinase activity; ATP binding
Source: RefSeq, a predicted model, not a curated record
AUGGCCUCAAAGCAACCAUGUGCAAGGUAUCAAUACGUAGUAACCCCAGCAGGUCCCAAGAUCUUACCGGUCGACGAACCGUCAUGCAAGGAUGAGGAGAGUCCCGCAGAUUAUAAUGCUGGUGGUUAUCUUCCUGUCAAAGUCGGUGAUGCUUUCAAACAUGGUCGAUAUCGUGUUAUUCGAAAACUUGGGUGGGGACAUUUCUCUACUGUAUGGCUCGUAAAAGACACACAGACGCACUCCCAUUCCGCUCUCAAAGUCGUCAAGUCUGCUGGUCGAUAUGCCGAAACGGCACGGGACGAGAUCAAGUUGCUAUCUCAAGUAUCCUCCUUCGCUCCAACGCAUCAAGGUCGAUCGCAUAUUGUUUCCUUCCUUGAUUCCUUCUCGCACCAAGGACCUGAAGCUUCCCAUAUCUGCAUUGUAUUCGAACCUCUGGGCGAAAACCUGCUUGCGCUGAUCGAGAGAAAUAAGAAGAAGGGUGUCCCGAGGCCGCUCGUCAAAGUGAUAGCGAAGCAAAUCCUUCUUGGUUUGCAAUACCUUCAUGAUGAAUGUGACCUGGUACACACGGACAUCAAACCAGAAAACAUAUUAAUUUCCAUUCCGGACAUCGAAGCCCACAUACAUAGCGAACUUUCUCAAUCACCUUCUCCGACCUCCCGGCGCGUUGGAGUGCCACUUCCGACAAACCAACAACGUGCACGUCGGCAGGUUCAAAUCUUUAACUCUCAACCCCUAGCCAGUCCUGGGCGAAGUGUGGAAGAUAGCGGAAGCGGAAGAAGCAGUCAAAACAAUAGUUUCAUUGCCCAGAUGCAUCUCUCGAGGAUGGCUGCCGCUGGCGCCACUUCAAGGGAAGGAUUGCCGAUGAAAGGGAGCAAAGGAAAGAACAAAAUGACUCCACUGCAGAAUGAACUAGAUGCCGCUCUCUCUACAUCGUGGAGAGACAAACUAUCGCCCACCCUUGCUUCAUCAUAUCAGUCCACGUCAAGCAGCCACAAUUUAAGCAAGCUGAGGAAUCAAGAUGCGGCGGAAAGGCCGCCUCCAAUAUCAGUCAAAAUUGCUGAUUUGGGAAAUGCGACUCCCUCAACAAAGCAUUACACCGAAGAUAUCCAAACACGUCAAUAUCGUGCUCCAGAAGCGAUUGUAGGUCGUCGUGAUUGGGACGACAGAGCUGACAUUUGGAGUGUGGCUUGUGUGAUAUUCGAAUUGUUGACAGCCGAAUACUUAUUCGACCCUCAAGGACAGGGAGAACUCUUCACGAAGGAUGAUGAUCACAUGGCCCAGAUUAUAGAGCUGCUUGGCAACUUCCCUCUGGAAGCGAAGAUGGGUGGCAAGUACAGUCGAGAGCUGUUUGAUCAUACUGGUGCUUUACGAUACAUUCGGACACUCAAACCCUGGCCACUGAAGCGUGUUAUGACGGAGAAAUAUCUUUUCACGGAAGUCGACGCCGCGUCUCUCUGCUCCUUUCUCCAACCUAUGUUGGCGGUCGACAUGCGUGAGCGCGUGCAUGCGCGUGAUAUGAUUGAACAUUCAUGGUUAACACUGCAUGGGGAGGAUGAAGCCAUAAUGGAAUGGUGAUUAUAUAGUCAGCAUUGGCUUCGUUGCCAGUUCGCAGAACUUGGCUAAUUUCCGUGGCAACAGAUCGGGGGAGCUGCUACUCACACUAGACUUAUAGAAGAUUUAGGACCCACCUCUUACUGUUCGCCCCAUUUCGUCUUUUUCUUCUUCCUACAUUAUUCUUCCGAUGCCUAUUUUUCCUCCUUAUUUCGGGCUUGUGUUAUUCUCUCUAUUCCCGUCACUUCACCAUACCCCUAGAUUUGGUGACUGGCUUGUCACCAUUAUUCCUACCAUAGUAUGGACAUUUGAAUUCUGUGAUAUAAUGCCAGGCCUGGUUUUGAA